ACCACACUUUCUCCCAUUACCUUACAUAACUUUCACCACACUUUCUACUGUUAUAUUACAUAACUUUCACCACACUUUCUCCCAUUACCUUACAUAACUUUCACCACACUUUCUCCCAUUACCUUACAUAUUUUUCACCACACUUUCUCCCAUUACCUUACAUAACUUUUACCACACUUUCUACCAUUACCUUACAUAACUUUCACCACACUUUCUACCAUUACCUUACAUAACUUUUACCACACUUUCUACCAUUACCUUACAUAACUUUCACCACACUUUCUCUCAUUACCUUGCAUAACUUUCGCCACACUUUCUACCAUUACCUUACAUAACUUUCACCACACUUUCUACCAUUACCUUACAUGACUUUCACCACACUUUCUACCAUUACCUUACAUAACUUUCACCACACUUUCUACCAUUACCUUACAUAACUUUCACCACACUUUCUCUCAUUACCUAACAUAACUUUCACCACACUUUCUACCAUUACCCUACAUAACUUUCACCACACUUUCUACCAUUACCUUACAUAACUUUCACCACUUUCUACCAUUACCUUACUUAACUUUCACCACACUUUCUCCCAUUACCUUACUUAACUUUCACCACACUUUCUCCCAUUACCUUACAUAACUUUCACCAUAAUUUCUCCCAUUCGUUGAGCAUAUUUACAUCCAUUGACCAAUACUACAACGACAAGGUAACGGAAAUAAGUCGAUUGGAAUGUUGAUAUAUUUGAGGAUAGAUCAAUGCCGUUAAUGGAUAUGAUGAGAUCUACAUAAAACCGCGUUGGUUACACAGCCAGAGAUAUUAAGUAGACCUUAGGUGGUAGGUUGUAGUGUAGGUCAAUAAUGUUAUCUGUUGUGUGAUAGAUUUGUGUCUUUUCUUCUUAACUAAACAUGUGGGAGACAUUUUUACUGUACACUAUGCCAAACCGGGUAAGGGGUUUGGCGUCACUGUCGGGCGCCACGAGACGGCCGGACAUCAAACACACGACGUGGGGGACCUUGUGACAGCCAUCAGUCAUACACGCUGACCCUGGCGCCCGAUACUGACCCUUAUAAUAAUAAAGCUUAUAUUCAACCCUGUAGUAUUGUAGUCAAGUUUAGGAUAGCGCAUAGAGUAUUAGCUAACACUACUAACCAAUUUGCUUAGAGAUAAACUUUUCUCCAGCUACGCCUCUCUGUGUACCGUACAAUAUUUAUCCAUAGAAUAGUCCGUGUGAUCUAUUUUAAUCUCGUCCGGCACUUACAUCAUUACCACACAUUAAUUAAAAGGUUUACUUAAUGAUGGCAAAAUCUUGGAGUAAAUUUGUAAUCCAGUCAAAGAUAUACGUUGACGGUUGUUGCUAUUUAUCCUCAAAAUGUCAUGUAGAAGGAGUUGACACGAGGUUUAGAUAGUGACAUAGGGUGAUUAUUUUUGGGGGUUAAUCGAGGGUUCUUAGUUUUAUUGACAUUAUUAAAAUGUUAGUAAGAGAAAGUUUUUUCACUCCUAACUUAGUCACUUUUAGGUUAGUUUCACCCUGAGUCACUUAAUCGAGGUUAAUUUCACCCUGAGUCACUUAAUCGAGGUUAAUUUCGCCCUGAAUCACUUAAUCGAGGUUAAUUUCACCCCAAGUCACUUAAUCGAGGUUAAUUUCACCCCGAGUCACUUAAUCGAGGUUAAUUUCACCCCGAGUCAUUAAAUCAAGGUUAAUUUCACCUUGAGUCACUUAAUCGAAGUUAAUUUCACCCGGAGUCGCUUAAUCGAGGUUAAUUUCGCCCCGAGUCACUUAAUCGAGGUUAAUUUCGCCCCGAGUCACUUAAUCGAGGUUAAUUUUACCUUGCGUCACUUAAUCGAAGUUAAUUUCACCCUGAGUCACUUAAUCGAAGUUAAUUUCACCUUGAGUCACUUUAUCGAGGUUAAUUUAACCCUGAGUCACUAUAUUGAGGUUAAAUUCACCAUCUGAAGUAACAUAAUCAGUUUACCCAAGUUGAAAUAUUAUUGCAAAAGGGAAUUUUUUUUAUAAAGUAAUCCGAUAGUAUAAAGCGUUACUUAGUUAUCCAGUUUAUUCACGUACAGUUAUCCAGGUAAUUCACGUACAGUUAUCCAGUUAAUUCAUGUACAGUUAUCCAGUUAAUUCACGUAUAGUUAUCCAGUUAAUUCACGUACAGUUAUCCAGUUAAUUCACGUACAGUUAUCCAGUUAAUUCACGUAUAGUUAUCCAGUUAAUUCACGUACAGUUAUCCAGUUAAUUCACGUACAGUUAUCCAGUUAAUCCACGUACAGUUAUCCAGGUAAUUCACGUACAGUUAUCCAGUUAAUUCACGUACAGUUAUCCAGUUAAACACGUACAGUUAUCCAGUUAAUUCACGUACAGUUAUCCAGUUAAUUCACGUACAGUUAUCCAGUUAAUUCACGUACAGUUAUCCAGUUAAUUCACGUACAGUUAUCCAGUUAAUUCACGUACAGUUAUCCAGUUAAUUCAUGUACAGUUAUCCAGUUAAACACGUACAGUUAUCCAGUUAAUUCACGUACAGUUAUCCAGUUAAUUCACGUACAGUUAUCCAGUUAAACACGUACAGUUAUCCAGUUAAUUCACGUACAGUUAUCCAGGUAAUUCACGUACAGUUAUCCAGUUAAUUCACGUACAGUUAUCCAGUUAAUUCACGUACAGUUAUCCAGGUAAUUCACGUACAGUUAUCCAGUUAAUUUACGUACAGUUAUCCAGUUAGCAUCUUACAAUUGCUAUAAUUUGUUAUGUAAUUGUUAUAGAAAAUAAUCCUUGGCUAUAGUACUGUGUGAAAGUUAUAUAAUUGGUUAUAGUCUGUAUGUGAAAGUUGUAGUGUGUGUGAAAGUUAUAGUGUGUGAAAGUUAUAUAAUUGGUUAUAGUGUGUGUGGAAGUUAUAGUGUGUGUGAAAGUUAUAUAAUUGGUUAUAGUGUGUGUGGAAGUUAUAGUGUGUGGAAGUUAUAUAAUUGGUUAUUGUGUGUGUGGAAGUUAUAGUGUGUGUGAAAGUUAUAUAAUUGGUUAUAGUGUGUGUGGAAGUUAUAGUGUGUGAAAGUUAUAUAAUUGGUUAUAGUCUGUAUGUGAAAGUUGUAGUGUGUGUGAAAGUUAUAUAAUUAAUUGGUUAUAGUGUGUGUGGAAGUUAUAUAAUUGGUUAUAGUGUGUGUGGAAGUUAUAGUACUGUGUGAAAGUUAUAUAAUUGGUUAUAGUGUGUGUGGAAGUCAUAGUGUGUGUGAAAGUUAUAUAAUUGGUUAUAGUGUAUCUAUUUUCAAUGAUAAUUCCUUCCGGUGUUUUGAUAACCUAACCCUAGCCGAGCCUAACCUAGCCUAACCUAACACGCACUUAACCUAACCUAACCCUAGCCUAGCCUAACCUAACACGUACUUAACCUAACAUAACCUUAACAUCACUUACCUUACUUAACACUAACCUACGCCCAUACAAUUUACAAAGGUAUCUUUCUUCGCUGCUCUGGUGAUGUAGAAUUUGUUACUUUAUUCUGCCCUACUUCAUAAUUAUCUACCUUACACAAACUGUUUUCUUCUGGUGAUAUUAUUAAAAAAAAAAAGAAGUAUUGUAUAUUAUUUAUAACUUUUAAAACUGUUAGUUGUAGAAUGUGGCUGUAGACAUGAAAGUGUGUUAUAGUAUUCUAGAAAUUCAUGCCAAGUUAAUUAUCUUGUGAAACAUUGCAAAUCUGGUAUAGAUCACGAGACAUAAUUACAUCUGUUUGUAAACUGGCUGACGACUUUGGGAGAGAUAGCCGGAAUGACUCGACUAACUAGACAGUUAGUUGUGGUUGUUCGGUUAUCACUCGUGCCUGCUUGCACAUGGUUGUAGAAGGUCAAGCAAUUGCCUUAAGAAAACUACAGAACUAUGCUGUUAAACCCUCACCCACCCUUUAAAAAUACAAGUGUUAUGUGCGAAAUUUCCACUGGUAAUUGUUGCAGUUAUUUACCUGUACUAGUUGCAUCUGUUAAUGGUAGAAAGUAUACUGCUUCUGUUAAUGGUAGGAGGUAUACUGCUUCUGUUAAUGGUAGGAGGUAUACUGCUUCUGUUAAUGGUAGGAGGUAUACUGCUUCUGUUAAUGGCAGAAAGUAUACUGCUUCUGUUAAUGGUAGGAGGUAUACUGCUUCUGUUAAUGGUAGAAAGUAUACUGCUUCUGUUAAUGGUAGAAAGUAUACUGCUUCUGUUAAUGGUAGGAGGUAUACUGCUUCUGUUAAUGGUAGGAGGUAUACUGCUUCUGUUAAUGGUAGAAAGUAUACUGCUUCUGUUAAUGGUAGUAAGUAUACUGCAUCUGUUAAUGGUAGAAAGUAUACUGCUUCUGUUAAUGGUAGAAAGUAUACUGCUUCUGUUAAUGGUAGAAAGUAUACUGCUUCUGUUAAUGGUAGAAAGUAUACCGCUUCUGUUAAUGGUAGUAAGUAUACUGCAUCUGUUAAUGGUAGAAAGUAUACUGCAUCUGUUAAUGGUAGAAAGUAUACUGCUUCUGUUAAUUGUAGAAAGUAUACUGCUUCUGUUAAUGGUAGAAAGUAUACUGCUUCUGUUAAUGGUAGAAAGUAUACUGCUUCUGUUAAUGGUAGGAGGUAUACUGCUUCUGUUAAUGGUAGAAAGUAUACGGCUUCUGUUAAUGGUAGAAAGUAUACUGCUUCUGUUAAUGGUAGGAGGUAUACUGCUUCUGUUAAUGGUAGGAGGUAUACUGCUUCUGUUAAUGGUAGAAAGUAUACUGCUUCUGUUAAUGGUAGGAGGUAUACUGCUUCUGUUAAUGGUAGGAGGUAUACUGCUUCCAUUAAUAGUACUGUAUACCACCCUACUAUAAAACAGCGAUUAUAUUCUCUAUAAGGUGUUACUCCCUCUGUUACAUUAGUCACCUAACCCCAAAAAAUCGGAUCUUCGUAAACAGUGGAGAUGAGAUGUGCUUAAUACAGGUUUGUGGGGAAUAGAUUAAAAUGGAGAAAAAACAAGUAUCAUCAUUUAACCCCCCUGUUUCACCUUGCUCAUACAGGGGCCAGGGUAUGUACAGUGCUUAAAGAAAUUUAUCCUUAUUUGUUGUAUAUUUUAUAUUAUCUCAUUUAGUUAUUUAUUUUAGGAACCUGUGCUUGUAUUAUUGAAAUUUGUGUAUAUUCUACGUUUGUGUGUUUGGUUAUUAAUGAUGAUAACCCUGUAUAAUUGGUUUGUAUAAUUAUAACUUGUUUUAAUAGGUAUAGUUAAAAGUGUCAAUGAUAAAUAUUUUGCAGCAAUUGACAGGUUUUUUGUGUUAUUGUUAUUGCUACCUUCUCCUGGCCUUGAUGUGUUGGGCGUCACAGUCUAUGGUGGGGUCAACAUUUUCAUUAAAUCAGUAAAUAAAAAUAUCAUGAUA
Molecule: messenger RNA, 5342 nt
Organism: Homarus americanus (American lobster)
Lineage: Eukaryota; Metazoa; Arthropoda; Malacostraca; Decapoda; Nephropidae
Exons: 2
Coding region: 3863-4825 (320 amino acids)
Source: RefSeq, a predicted model, not a curated record